AUGUCCUUGCCAAUAGCAAACGAUUUGGACGCAACGUGGAAUUUCAUCCAACCCGGCCUUGAGUACAUUCUUGGGUCCCAUGAGGAUCAAGGGGUGACCUCCAAGAUGUACAUGAAUUGCUACACGGCAGUGUACAACUUUUGCGUCAAUAAGUCCAGAAGAAGCAACAACGACCACCAUUCUACUGCGAAUGAGUCUAACCUGUACUCAUUGGCAGGAGCUGAGAUCUAUUCUCGAUUGGACAAGUACUUGACGGAAUUCAUCAGAAACUUGAAGAAAGAUCCUAAGGAUACGUUUUUGGAGUUCUAUGUAAGAAAGUGGACCCGUUUCACUAUUGGAGCAGGAUACCUCCACAAUGUUUUUGACUACAUGAACCGUUACUGGGUCCAGAAAGAAAGAUCGGACGGAAGAAAGGAUAUCCACGAGGUGAAUACUUUGGCAUUGAACAAGUGGAAGACCGAGAUGUUUAAUGACAACGCUGAGGUAUUGAUCUCAGAGAUCUUGGACUUGAUCGAGAAACAAAGAAACAACCAGAUCGUCAACACUCAAUUGAUUUCAAUUGCCAUUAAGUCCUUGGUGUUUUUGGGCCUUGAAACUCAGGAUUCCAAGAAACCCAGCUUGGUUGUAUACAUCACUAAUUUCGAAAAGGCAUUUUUAGAGAAGACCAGUCAAUACUAUAGCAAUGAGAGUGCAAAGUUUUUGAGUGAAAAUAACGUGGUUGAAUACAUGAAGAAGUGUGAAAGCCGCUUGUCUGAAGAAAUAUCCAGAUCUAAUAACUAUUUGGAGGAUCACACCAAGAAGUACUUAUUGGAAACCUUGAACAAGGUUUUGAUUGAAGACCAUUCGCAAGAAAUGUACAACCAGUUCUUGACAUUGUUGGAGCAGAAUGAGAUUGAUCACAUCCAAAGAAUGUAUAAAUUACUUUACAAGGUUCCUAAGACUAUUGAUCCUUUGGCAGACACUUUGGAAAACUACAUAAAACAACAAGCAUUACUAUCAAUCGAAGAUAUGAGAAUCUCUAUGGAGGCAGCUCAAGAUAAUUCUACGACAACCGCAUCCAAACCGAAGAGGGCUCUGUCCGCAGUUGAUCCUAAGACUUACAUCAACACCUUGAUCACUAUCUAUUUGCAAUUCAACGAGAUUGUCAUCAAAGCAUUCAACAAGGAUCCAAGAUUCAUUAAAGCGUUAGACAACGCUUGUCGGUACUUUGUCAACAACAACCCAAUCGCAUUACCAACUCCAAAAUCUGCUUGUAAGACUCCAGAGCUUUUAGCCAAAUACUCAGAUUUAUUCUUGAGAAGCAACAGCAAGGAGUCCGAUAUAAUUGACAUGAAUGGUGACAAUUUGAUGAUAAUUUUCAAAUUCAUCAACGAUAAGGAUUCUUUUGAAGAAUUUUACCGUCGUCAAUUAGCCAAGAGAUUGAUCAACAGCAAUAGCAAGUCCGAAGAAUUAGAGGAGAGUAUAAUUCAAAGAUUGCAAGAGGAAAACUCGAUUGAGUAUACUUCUAAGAUGACCAAAAUGUUUUCCGACAUGAAGGCCUCUGAGGACUUGAAAUCCAAGCUUAAUAUGAACAACCUGAUUGUUAAAGAUUUCAAUCCAUUAAUCUUGGCUCAAAGUAUGUGGCCCUUUAAUCAUUCCAAAGAUUAUAACUUGAAUGUCGCUUCUGAAUUGAUAGAACCAUUUGACAAUAUUGUUAAGGCAUAUGACUCUCAACAUAAUGGAAGACAGUUGAAGUGGCUCUGGAACCACGGGAGAGCGGAGGUGAAGGCGAACUUGUCCAAGAAAGGAAAGCCACCAUUCCUUUUCACGGUCAGCAAUAUCCAAUUAAUGAUCUUAAUUGCGUUCAAUAAGAACAAUACUUAUACUCUUGGAAAUCUUUAUGAAAUAGUUGGGACAUCUAGACAUAUUUUUGAAUCUCAUUUGUUACCACUUAUCAAGUACAAGUUAAUCGAACAAUCACCCGCAGGUGAUCUUUCCAAUGAUGAUAUUACCCUUACCAUUGUCGAGGAAUACAAGUCGAAGAAGUUGAAGGUCAAUUUCAUCAGUGUAAUUAAGAAUACCGAACCAAAGCAGGAAGAAGAAGAGGCUACCAAGGAGAUUGAUGAAACAAGAAAGAACUUCUUGUCUGCAUGUAUUGUCAGAAUCAUGAAGUCUAGAAAGGUGGUUAAGCAUAACGACUUGAUCAACGAAGUCUUGCCACAAACCCUGUCUCGAUUCAGGGCCAAGAUCAUUGACGUAAAAAGGGUGAUUGAUCAGUUGAUCGAGAAGCAGUACAUACAAAGAGUGGAGGGUAACAGUUACGAGUAUCUUUCUUAG
Molecule: messenger RNA, 2316 nt
Organism: Suhomyces tanzawaensis NRRL Y-17324
Lineage: Eukaryota; Fungi; Ascomycota; Pichiomycetes; Serinales; Debaryomycetaceae
Gene: CDC53
Product: cullin
Exons: 1
Coding region: 1-2316 (771 amino acids)
Biological process (GO): SCF-dependent proteasomal ubiquitin-dependent protein catabolic process; protein ubiquitination
Cellular component (GO): SCF ubiquitin ligase complex
Molecular function (GO): ubiquitin protein ligase binding
Source: RefSeq, a predicted model, not a curated record